AUGGAGUAUGUGACGCAAGCACUAGAUGGUUCUGACAUCAACCCUGAAUUUGCCAUCAAAGUUCUACAAGAAAUGGCACUCAUAAACAUUGUUAAAGAAGACCGUCGUCUCUGGAUGCAUGACUUGAUAGAAGAAAUGGCAGAUCGAUUAUGGUUUCAUGAAGAUGUACAUGAUGUUCUAACAGAAAACACUGGAACAAACAAAGUUAAAGGCAUCAUUGUGAAAUUGCCUAAGGCAAGUAAGAUAUUCUUGAGUGCUAAAUGCUUUAAAAAGAUGAAAAAUCUCCAACUUUUUAUAAACGUUAAUGCACGCUUCUCAGGGGAGGUCCAUUAUCUCCCUAACCAAUUGAGAUUUCUUGACUGGCCUGGAUGUCCACUGCAUUUUUUGCCAUCCAACUUUAAUCCAAAGAGACUUGUUACACUAAAUAUUCCUCGAAGUCAAACCUCACGGUUCGGUGGAGGACUCCAGAGUUUCCCCCACUUGAAAUCUAUGAACUUGGAGGGUUGUAAAUCCUUGACAGAAGUCCCCAACUUGUCUAGAAUGUUCCCAAGCUUAGAGGACCUAUGUCUACGCUGGUGUACGAGUUUGGCUGAGCUGCAUCCCUCAGUUGUGUCCCUUGAAAAACUUGUUUACAUAGAUCUUAGAGGAUGUCAUAACCUUACAAUGUUUCCAAGAACAGACAACUCAACAUCCCUGAAAAGUGUACCUUACAGGUUGCACUAG
This is a messenger RNA of Argentina anserina (silverweed cinquefoil), 723 nucleotides long. Its product is annotated as disease resistance-like protein DSC1. The record is from RefSeq and is a predicted model, not a curated record. Lineage: Eukaryota; Viridiplantae; Streptophyta; Magnoliopsida; Rosales; Rosaceae. Gene Ontology annotation, biological process: defense response. The coding region runs from base 1 to 723 and encodes 240 amino acids. The transcript has 4 exons.